Messenger RNA from Daucus carota subsp. sativus, 850 nucleotides. RefSeq names its product expansin-A4. The coding region runs from base 1 to 777 and encodes 258 amino acids. Gene Ontology annotation, biological process: plant-type cell wall organization. Gene Ontology annotation, cellular component: extracellular region. The record is from RefSeq and is a predicted model, not a curated record. Lineage: Eukaryota; Viridiplantae; Streptophyta; Magnoliopsida; Apiales; Apiaceae. The transcript has 3 exons.
AUGGCUUCUCAAAGCAUGAUAACAUCCUGCAUGGCUCUAUUCUUCUCAUUGAUGGCUAUGGCAGAAGCUACCAGCAAGGUUCAAAGUGCUUGGGGACCCUGGCAGACCGCUCAUGCUACCUGCUAUGGCGGCCUUGAUGCUCAAGGCACCAUGGGGGGAGCUUGUGGAUACGGAAACUUGUACCGUCAAGGCUACGGUCUGCACACAGCAGCGUUAAGUACUGCACUCUUUAACAACGGUGAGAGAUGCGGAUCGUGUUAUGAGCUCAAGUGCAUUGAUGACCCGCAGUGGUGCAGACCUGGAAACCCCUCUAUUUUCAUCACUGCUACCAACUAUUGUCCUCCUAACUAUGAUCUCCCAAGUGAUAACGGUGGGUGGUGUAAUCCUCCUCGCCAACACUUCGAUUUGGCCGUCCCUAUGUUCGUUAGACUUGCACCCUACCGCGCUGGCAUCGUCCCCGUCUCCUACCGCAGGGUGCCGUGUAUAAAGAGAGGGGGAAUGAGAUUCACAAUGCAGGGGAAUCCAUACUGGAACUUAAUUUUGUUCACGAACGUUGCUGGUGCGGGUGACAUAGUCAGCGCAGAGAUAAAGGGUUCCAACACGGAUUGGAUGAGCAUGACCCGCAACUGGGGUCAAAACUGGCAGUCAACUCAUGUCCUGGUUGGUCAGUCACUGUCUUUCAGGGUCACAGCCAGUGACGGCAGCGUGUCAGAGUCUCUCAACGUUGUUCCUUCUAAUUGGCAGUUUGGUCAGACCUUUUCCGGCAAUCAAUUUUAGGGUUUUUUAAAAGUCAACUCUACUAUUAGGUCACUUAAUUAUGGUAAUUAACGUAGUUUUUGUUUUAUUUCCG